Messenger RNA from Actinia tenebrosa (Australian red waratah sea anemone), 1682 nucleotides. Its product is annotated as protein rolling stone. The record is from RefSeq and is a predicted model, not a curated record. NCBI's taxonomy places the organism in Eukaryota, Metazoa, Cnidaria, Anthozoa, Actiniaria, Actiniidae. Gene Ontology annotation, cellular component: membrane.
GGGGCAGCAAGGAAGCUAGUUAGUCUGACAAAAGGUAUCGAUCAUCACCAAGAGCUUGAUGCUGCAUGUCAUCCUGGCCUGGCUUGCUGUAAGAGACAAUUAAUCAAACCUGACUCGAGAUAUUCUCAGUAUAUGUACACUGCGUCGCCAUGAGACAAGAAUUUCGAUGGAAAAACUAUAAGCUUGACUACCCAGACAUCAGUGUGUUCACUACUUCCCCAUGGAUGUCACCGUUAUUCUUCAUUACUUAUCGUGCAAUGAUCGCGCUGUACACAACAAUCUGGCAGAUAUUAGGUGUGGUCUAUCGCGUAGACGAUGGUUUCAAAUGGUUUAUCUUCCUAACAAACUGGAGCUACACGUUUCUCAACGUCCACUUCAUCAUAGGUACUUUACUUCCUGCAUAUUAUCACUGUCUGUACAACAAGCGCAAAAUCGUGUCGUGUGACGCCAACGCUARCGAACAACCAAGAAACGAUGAGGUUGUUGAAAUCAACCUUGACAACGGAUGCCCACUUAGCGAGAAGCCCGAGCUAGCUCUCCGACAUCCCUGGAUGUUAAUAAUUACUUGCAAAGCAUCAUGGGUUGUUUAUAACAUCGCAGCUAAUGUUGGACUUUUGGUGACCUUGAUGUAUUGGUGUUUCGUGUAUGUYCCUGGUCAAUACGUUGAUGGCUCAAAUAUCAACGCCCAUGCGAUCAAUUCUGUGUUAAUCGCUWUAGACAUGCUGCUGUCAAGGGCUCCAUUUCGUGUUUUCCAUUUGAUCUAUCCCGUGCUAUAUUCAUUCAUAUACAGUCUGUUUACUAUCGUAUAUUGGGCAGCAGGAGGUACCAAUGAGAAUGGUAAACCUUACAUCUAUGCCAUCAUGAACUAUGGAGAGAGUGCUGGGCUUGCUGUGUUAAUGGCGGCCAUGUUCGUACUUCUCGCCGUUCCGCUAUCUCAGUUCUUGUUGUACGGCUUAUAUAGGUUUAGAAUGUGGUUGGCAGAAAAGAAGACUAAAUAAACGAUUUACAUUUAAUUCAUGAUUAACCGUAUUGCAUUGAAACGAGAUGUUAAGAAUGAGUCAUCUAUGUAAGACUGCAAUAGUACAUAUACAUUUAUUAUCAGCAAGGGAAGGUAUGUUUUUUAUUGGGGGAGGGGAGGGUCACAUCAAACCAUAAAUCCGUGGCCGUAGAGCCAUAGUUAAUAAGCCUGAAGCGGAUUGACGUUUUAACCCCCGUCUCUAGACCAUAAUCCUUUUCAAAUUGCUUUUGUUCUUUAAUUAUGACUAUUGUUCCUGUAUUCUCUAAGGAAUCAAAAAWUUUAAUAUGAAAGAAUUUUAAAAACCAUUAUGGUAUAGAGUCGGGAGUAAAACGUCAUCUCGCUUCAGGCUUAUUAUGGUAGAACCUAGCAGCCAUAUCAUAUGUGAUAAAUAUAGAUAGAUAUAAAGAAUGAAGUAUUAUACAUCAAUCUAUCGUAAGUUUACUGAAAUGAACAACAUGCUUUAACUCGAAUUAACAGAAUGGAGCAAUACAACGUAAAUCAGAGUAAAAUUAUUUUUUUUCGUACGGAACCAACAUGGCAGAUAGAUAAACAACCYAGCUAUUGUCCCUUUAAGUUAGAGUUACAUCAUUUGCCGUUGCCACAAUCAUUUGCAUCUUAUUAUUUUAACUGAUUUUGGUGUAUUAAAAGAUCAAUGCUUAGAUGA